AUGGAGACUGUCAACAAAUACGUCACCGCUGCUUCGACUGUUUUUUGGGGCGAGAACGACUCCCCUCAGUCCCAGCAGCAUGGCGAAGAGCCCAUGUCCGGUGUGCAAGGCAAAGGACGUGCCACAGAUCCCUAUGAUGGUGGCAACCGUGAUGAACAACCCGGCGCAAUCAAAUCAGAUGUCAAUACUGCACCUCUCGAGCCCGUCUUAGCCAACAAGCAUUCAAAGCCCCGAGAAACCGAGGUCACUAGCAUCACCACUCCCCACGCACCUACUUCUCUCACCGCUUGCACCAGCGUCACCCCCGCUCUACCUGUCACCGGUGACUCUACAGAACCCAGUGGAAGCACAGAAAGCAAGCCUAUCUCCAGUGGCUCCACAGAAACUAGUGAAAUCAAAGACAAUACCAUCUCCAAACAAGAACAGCGCAGUACCUCGCAGGCUGAAUAUGGCGAGAGCAGCGAAGCUCCCCGCCCAGCGCAUCCUCAGGACGUAAGCAAAGAAGCGCUCCAAGGCCCGCAGGGUCCUGCGCCGAAAUCUGCUGAGGACUUUGAGAAUGAAGCUAAGAGGAAGAGGUCUGUGGUUAAGGAUAAUGAGAAGAGUUCUUCAGGUGAAUCAAACAAUAAUGGGAAGAGCAACGAGUCGCCUUCUAGCAGCAACAAGUCUGAGCAUUCUUCUCAUAAUAGCGAGAAGUCUGGCAAGCACGGUACUAUCUCGAAGGUCAAGGAGAGUGUUAUGAAGCACCUUCAUCAUUCAAGCAAGUAA
Penicillium griseofulvum is the source of this 765-nucleotide messenger RNA. RefSeq lists its product as uncharacterized. The record is from RefSeq and is a predicted model, not a curated record. The transcript is spliced from 3 exons. NCBI's taxonomy places the organism in Eukaryota, Fungi, Ascomycota, Eurotiomycetes, Eurotiales, Aspergillaceae. The coding region runs from base 1 to 765 and encodes 254 amino acids.